Messenger RNA from Symbiodinium necroappetens, 753 nucleotides. The record is from the annotation of a GenBank genome assembly. NCBI's taxonomy places the organism in Eukaryota, Dinophyceae, Suessiales, Symbiodiniaceae.
AUGAAUCGGAGUAAACAUCCUCGAAGGUACAACUUCAAGUACGACUUCGUCACAUACAAGUGGCCUUCGUGGCUCAACCCACAGAGCGAGAAGCAGCGGCUGAUAUGGGCAUACAAGAUCCUAUUCUUGGAUGUGCUCUUCCCGCAGGACGUGCCGAAGAUCAUCUUCAUCGAUGCUGACCAGGUGGUGCGGGCUGAUGUGAAGGAGCUGUGGGACCUGGACCUUAAGGGCAAUGUCUACGGCUUCGUGCCGAUGGGUGACACGAACCCUGACACAGAGGGCUUCCGCUUCUGGAAGCAAGGCUACUGGAAAAGCCACCUGGGUGGCAAACCGUAUCACAUCUCAGCUCUCUUCGUCGUCGACUUGAUGGAGGUGCAUGAGGGGCAGGCGCCCACAGUGGAGACGCUGUUCCCCAUCGAAGCCGAAGCCCUAAAGUCGCUAAAGCUCCAAGCUGCUACAGUUCCGCCGGACCUCCAUUGGGGAGACGCUGCGGGGCCCACCGAGUGGUUGUGGUGCGAGACGUGGUGCUCGCAGGAGAGCAAGAAGAGUGCCAAGACAAUUGACCUCUGCCAGAACCCGCUCACAAAGGAGCCCAAGAUCGUGAUGGCGAAGCGUAUCAUUUCGGAGUGGCAAACGCCGCCUCCUCGACAACUGCUAAAAUUAAACUUGCGCAACGUGGUAUCCCCCAAAGUACGUAAGUCCUCAUGUCUGUUUCCAGGUGCCGGUCACGAGCCUGUCCAUAACAGAUGUUGA